CCAAGGAAAAUCAUAGAAAAUAAGUAGUAAGCAGUAGUCAAACGAAGCAACAUCGACCCGACAAGAAACGCUUCGUAUAUAGUGGAACGAGUCCGAUCUAGCACAGCACAUACGUUGCCAAUAGCAGGAAAAGAAUGGCGACUUCUUGUAGCGAAACUAGCGCGACGAGACGGAGGUCUAGGAAGCGAAGACGGUAUUUCUGCGGCAACCACACAACAACGGAUACAAUAACGAGGCCCCGUUCUUCUUCUGCUCGUUCGUUCAUGAUGGUAUUUUUGAUGGCGGCUUGCGCCGCAAUGGUUCAGGGUGACUCACGAACACUUAGACAUCGCCGGUUGAACCAACAGAAGAAUACGCAUGCUAUUCUAGAUCCAACUACCAAUAGAUCAAUAUUAGCACCGGGGAUCAAAGAGGAACAAUAUCCACAACGGGCACUGCACGAAUUCGGCAACAAAGGGGGAAACGAGGUACAUUAUGGGAUCGGGCAACAGCAUCCCUCCAGGGAACGAAUAACGGAAGCUCCGUUGACUCCUCCUAGAGUCGCUACGAAGACUGUACGAAAGUCAGGUGCUAAGAGAACCGAGAACAAAAGUAACAACACUGUCGAGAGCGACAACGAUUCUGGUUUGGACAAUGACGACGACGGUGGUGGUCCAUUGACGGUACACACCUUUACGAAACAGAAAGGUGCUUCCCACAACUACGGAAUUGGAAACGAUCUGAACAAGCAGCAAGUCUUCACCGGAUUCAAUCGUCAAGAAUACAAAUCUCUACCGAGAACCAGAGACGAACCCCCCGAUUUUGACGUGAUGAACGACGGAACGAUAUGCCAAUAUCCGUACGAAGAAUGCUGUGGGAUUGAUGACUGUAAAAACGGGGGCGAUAUCUGUGUUAACCGAAACUGCAUUGAUGAUGGACACUUCCGAUUCACCCUCCAGUGGAUCGGUGACGACGACUACGACCUCUUUGUCGUCACUCCGGACGGUGCCGAGAUAUCCUACAGCAACCCAACGGAUCCGGCCAGUUUGGGAAAGCUUGGGGAGGAAAUGGUUCAAGAAAUAUAUGGCCACCACGUGGAAAAUAUUUAUUUCCCCGUUGAGGGUGGACCAACCGGGGUUUAUCGUUUUUAUGUUCGCCCAUUUUUCACGGUGGGAACUAGUGACGAAUGGACAAUAACGGUAGUCUUAGAUGGAGAAGUUGUUGUUACCGAGUCGGGAUUUGGUGCUUCGGAUUCGUUUUACUGCCGAAAGGAUCCCUCUCCUCCGACACUGUAUCCAACAAUUUCGCCGAUAAGCCUGUCYCCGACACAAAGUCCCGUCAAAACCGGUGCACCUACUGUAGCACUUCCAGCACCAACGAUUGUAACUCCGGUAGAACAUCCGAAUCGGCCUCCUCUUGGACAAGAACCCGAACCAGUACCGACUCCAAAACCGGUACCAGUACCUACGAAACAACCAGAACCAGUAUCAACUCCAAAACCAGUACCAGUACCAGUACCUACGAAACAACCAGAACCAGUACCAACCCCGAAACCAGUACCAGUACCAGUACCAACUGAACCGCCGAAUACUCUCACAUCAUUGCCUAUCGCCAUCAAUGAAACGUGCAAUCUGACGUCGGGAGACGAAUGCUGUGUGCUUUCGGACUGCCAAAAUCCCGAAGAAGUGUGUGAGCAAAGAACUUGUAUCAAAGAUGGAAAUCCGAGAUUCACGCUGAUUUGGAACGGAGACGAAGAUCUGCAUUUGUUCGUAAUCACUCCGGAUGGAGUCGAGAUUUCUGCCGACAACACCUUUGACGUGUUUUCGGGUGGUACAUACGAGCGCGGCAAUACUGAUAAAGUACAAUUACUGGGAUACCACGUCGAAAACAUCUAUUUUUCUAGUGGGGAGUCUCCAAGCGGUACCUACAAGUAUUUAGUCAGGUCGAGUACCGGUAGGAGUAUAGACAAGGACUCGUGGUCUGUAGAAAUUCACGACGGGGGAGAACUAGUUCACCAAGAGAAUGGCUCCGGAGAUUCCGUGACUUUCACUUAUUUCCGACCCAAAGAUGUCAAUGGGCCCCAAAGACCGGAUCAAGACGCUUCAAGAUGCAGUCUGGAAGAAGAAGAAUGCUGCAUUGACGCAGAUUGUGCAAAUGUUUCUGGGGAUAUAUGUAUUCAGAGAACAUGUAUUAGCGAGGGGUCCCUAAGAAUCAGUUUGGAAUGGACUGGAGACGAUGAUCUACUUCUAACGGUUAAAACUCCAGAAGACGUUGUUAUUUCCCAAGGUUCGGACUUUGAUGCUGGGUCAGGAGGCCGAUACGAGGGUUCCAAGCAGUCGACUUUUGGUUUCCAUGUUGAGAAUGUCUACUUUCCAAAAUCCGGUGCUCCAUCUGGUACCUACUUAAUCAACGUAGAUUCAUCGUCGGUCAAUGGAGUCGGAAAUGACAUUUGGACGGUGAGAAUCUAUGAGAACGGGAAAAAACUUUUUGAGGAGGUUGGAUUCGGGGGUUCGGGCGCGUUCAGUUACAAGACAGCAGCACAACCGGUUGUGCCAACACUAGCACCAAUACCCGCACCUGUGAUUCUUCCGACGGGCCCUUCUGUUUCCUGUACAACUGACUCCGAUUGUCUGGACGGUGCUCAAGUAUGUGUAGGGGAAGUUUGUAUCAACGAAGGAAGCCCAAGAUUUACUCUGCAAUGGCCUGGAGAGAGCCUGUAUAGUUUAACUGUGGUCACUCCAGGCGGCACGUACAUCUCUGCUUUUUCACCGUUUGAUCCAGAUUCCGGGGGUAUUUUUGAAGGACCAACGCAGCAACGCAUAUCUGGCGAUGAUGUAGAGAGUAUAUACUUUCCGAUGGAAAAGGGACCGCUCGGUUUAUACACUUAUUACGUUACGAACUCUGUUGUCGCAAGUUCCGAUGAAACUUGGACAGUGACCGUAUCCGUAAAUGGUGAAAAUCUKAUGACAAAAACGGGAUCUGGCAAAUCUGACGAAUUUACUUUUCAGUUUAUUGAAGCUGUUGAAGAUAAAGAGGCUGAAAUAGCGCAAGGGCGACAACGAUCACCAGUACCAGCACCACAGGAUCAGAAAGAAUGCGAUCAACUGAAAGCUGAGUGCUGUACAAAUACAGAUUGUUCCUCUGAUGAAAUGUGUUCGUUUGAUAUCUGCGUAAAAAAGGGGGCUCCACAAUUUUUACUGUCGUGGGAAGGAAACUACGAUGUUGCUCUUGCUAUCGUAACACCUCUUGGAACUGCAAUAUCAUGGGAAUACCCCCUUGAUGCGGACUCAGGGGGAAUUUUCGAAGAUCACGCCUAUUCCGAAGAAAACCGUCGAAUUGAGAAUAUAUAUUUUGCUCCAGAUGAAGGACCACUUGGAGUUUAUCCGUAUUACAUCCAUUCUUAUCAAACUGGGAGUGAUGAUGCUAAUUGGACACUUGGAAUUUACGUUGAUGGGGAAGAAGUUAGUACUGAAAGCGGAAAAGGCUCAUCCGAGGUACUGUUCUUCGACUACAAGGGCCUAGUAUUAGACGGACAGCAGGGUUCAGAGGAGGAGGUAUGCGACCCACUUGCGCUUCCUGAAGGUCAGUGUUGCUCGAGUAUAGAUUGCUUUCCGAAUGAAGCUUGCACCUCGAGAACCUGUGUUGACGAAGGCAAUCCUCGAUUUACGCUUUCGUGGGAGGGAGAAAAUGAUUUGGAUCUAGUUGUUGUGACUCCGCUUGGUGGAGUUAUAUCAUCGUUGAAUCUAGAGGAUCCAGAGAGCGGUGGUAAAUUUGGAGAGGAUUUUGAUCAAUUCGAGUCUGGGUUACAUGCAGAAAAUGUUUACUUUCCCAUGGAUGGGGGACCUGUAGGAGAGUACUCGAUUUAUGUACGUAGCUUUCUUUCUUCAAACGGUGUUGACGAUGAAUGGACAGUUGGGGUAUAUGUCAAAGGAGAAGAGCAACUUUCUGUCUCGGGGWCGGGGACUUCUGAACAGAUUACGUACACCUUUUUCCCACUAGUAUCAUAUGCGGGUUGAACUGUAUUGGAUGCUGGAACUAUCGGAUAGCAUAUGUAAAGCAUUAGUAAAAAAUCUGUAAAUUC
Molecule: messenger RNA, 4060 nt
Organism: Pseudo-nitzschia multistriata
Lineage: Eukaryota; Bacillariophyta; Bacillariophyceae; Bacillariales; Bacillariaceae
Source: the annotation of a GenBank genome assembly